Molecule: messenger RNA, 942 nt
Organism: Cajanus cajan (pigeon pea)
Lineage: Eukaryota; Viridiplantae; Streptophyta; Magnoliopsida; Fabales; Fabaceae
Product: F-box protein At4g00893
Molecular function (GO): protein binding
Source: RefSeq, a predicted model, not a curated record
AUGAGAAAGGGAUGGUCAGAUCUGCCUCAUGAACUACUUUCACAAAUUGCAAGUGGUUUAGGGCUUAUCGAGUUUCUGAGUUUCCGUGGUGUAUGCAAAGAUUGGUACGUGGCUUCUUCAAAACUUUCGCCCGAACCUGAAGAUAAAUCUUUUCGCUCUGAUCCUUGGUUUCUUAUAUACGAAGGUGAAGGUUCUGAGUUUUCCUUGCUAACCGACCAGGAUCAUAAACCCUACACCAUUAGCAUUCCAGAACUGGUUGGAGCAACAUGUCUUGCAUCAAAAGAAGGAUGGUUACUUGUCUUUUGCUGUGGUUCCUUGUUCUUCUUUUGUCCCUUUUCUAGGGCAAAAAUAGAGCUUCCAGAUUGUCCAUUCAACGAAGUAACCGAACAUGUGGCAGCGUUUUCUUCUGCUCCCACUUCUGAAGAUUGCAUUGUUGCUGUGGCUAACCGCAGCAAAGAGUGUGAAUUACAUCUCUACACAAUUUGCCGGGGACAGAAAGAAUGGGCUAUGUAUGACUAUUCGCGUCGUUCUAAAUUUAAUAUAAUAAGAUCAGCUUUGUUUUAUCAAGGGGAAAUUCACUUCUUGGAUGGGGGUGAUGGCUUGGUUACCUUCAAUUCCGAGAGUAAAACUAAAGAAUCACGAUGGAAAACCUAUUCCAUAGGUCCAACUUCUGAUGUACCUGCUUCGGAUCUAUUGUACUAUGAGUUACGUGACAAUCCUUUUCAAUCAAAGUAUAGGUCAAAGGUGAGAGAUGCUUCACUUUCUACAUGUGGGACUAUAAUUCCACACGAUGGUGGUGAACAUGACAUAUUUCCGAAUGAAAGCAUUGAGGCAGAAGAACCAUCUACAAGCCGUCAUCUUAAAGGGGUAUGGAUCCAACCCAGAUACAUUUAUGUUCCUCCAGGUCAAAGAUGGUAAUUUUUUAGGGUGUCACUUUUUUGU